UGUAGGUGACCAUAAAAAAUCCGACUCCAUGAGCAGUUCAGCACCAAGUCCAGUCGAAAUUGCAAGAGAAAAUUCGGUCAGUACACCUCGAAAUAGAAAGGCCUCCAGUGAAUCUGAUGAUGCAGGUACACUAAAGAAGCACAUUAAUAACUGCAGAAUAUUGACGACUGCGGAUGGAAGAAGAAUUCUUGAGAAAGAUGUCUUCAGCCCAAUUGUGACGGCCAAAGAAAAAGAUAACAUUGGCCUAUUAUUAGAAAGAAUGCUCAUGGGACAGUAUCUGCUCAAUGUUCAGCAGAAGAAUUUAGCGAAUAAAAUAACCCUUAUAGGUACUCAUGUGCAGAGUCUCGAAGAAAAUGUUGGUGGUGAACAAAAUGUGAAGCUAGUCCAAGAUUUUGCAGAAGACUUCGAUUUGAAUUUACCAUUCGCCCAGCUCCAGGAUUUUCAAAACUUUGACAAUCAGCUAGAAGCAGAUCGGACGAUCCGAAAGCGUUUCAAAUCAACGCUAUCAGAUCUGUUCACGACCGAUAUUAGCGUUACGCUAGCCCAGAAGAAUAUGAUACAAAAAUAUAUCUCCAGAAGCGUGAUAAUGCAGUACACUGCGCAGAAGAAGACGGACAAAAAAUCGCUUAUAUUCAAGAAUACAGAGUUUUAUAGAGCAAUGUUAGGUACUGAAACAUAA
Molecule: messenger RNA, 679 nt
Organism: Belonocnema kinseyi
Lineage: Eukaryota; Metazoa; Arthropoda; Insecta; Hymenoptera; Cynipidae
Exons: 5
Coding region: 29-679 (216 amino acids)
Source: RefSeq, a predicted model, not a curated record